AAAAUCAAGAAACUCACUCUGUGAGUCCAUUUCACGUCGACCAACUCGAGUUUGGACGGUUCUCCAAUGCCAACUCUCACUCUUGGCAUUCCAAUUAUCUCUUUCAAUUUCCAUUGCUAACCCUCAAACUUUUCCGUCACUUUCCCGAGAAAAUUCCGCAUGGCCCGCAACACAUCUCCACACGAGGACGACGACAAUAAUGGCGGCAAUGGCGGCGCCAGCAAUGAUCUAGGAUUCCAUUCGAUCCGCGACCGGUACCCUGUCAAGAGGAACCCUAUCCACCACCGAGAACCAGCCAAGGCCUCCCCGGAUCGCUCGCUGUUCCUCCGCGGCCGAUCUCACCCCAGCCGCUUCAACCGCAAGGGCUUACUCUGGCUGAUGGGGAAGUCUACGUUCUACUCCGUGGUGAUCUUCGCGGUGUUCCUGUUCGCGAUGGCGUCGAUGGUGUUGCAGAGCUCGAUCACGUCGGUGUUCAGCAAGAGUGGCGAUCGAGGGAGGUCGCUGAGGGACGGGUUGAGGUUCGGGAGCACGUUGAAGUUCGUGCCGGCCAGGGUUUCGCGGGGUGACGGGCUCGAUUUGUUGCGAUCGGAGCCGAGGAUUGGAGUUAGGGCGCCAAGGCUCGCUCUUAUCUUGGGCGACAUGAAGAAAAAUCCGCAGUCAUUGAUGUUGAUUACUGUGAUAAAGAAUUUACAGAAGCUGGGUUAUGUGGUUAAGAUAUUUGCACUAAAGGAUGGAAAAGCACGUACAAUGUGGGAGCAAAUAGGUGGCCGGCUUUCCAUUUUAGGACCUGAGCAAUAUGGCCAUAUCGAUUGGUUAAUUUUUGAAGGCAUCAUUGUUGAUUCUCUUGAAGCAAAAGAGGCUAUUUCAAGCCUUAUGCAGGAGCCUUUUUGUUCGGUACCACUUGUCUGGAUUAUUCAUGAAGAUACUCUUGCAAAUCGCCUUCCAGCAUAUGAGGAAAUGGGUUGGAAGCAUCUUGUUUCUCAUUGGAAAACUGCUUUUAGUAGAGCUAGCGUUGUUGUGUUUCCAGAUUUCACUCUGCCGAUGUUAUAUAGUGUUCUUGACACUGGAAACUUCUUUGUGAUUCCUGGGUCACCAGUAGAUGUGUGGGCUUCUGAAAGCUACCUUAAGACCCAGUCCAAAUACCAAUUAAGGAAGGACAAUGGAUUCAGUGAAGAUGAUAUACUGGUCGUAGUUAUUGGAAGUUCUUUCUUUCACAAUGACCUAUCAUGGGACUAUGCUGUAGCGAUGCAUGCCAUAGGACCACUGCUAAUAAAAUAUGCCAAGAGGAAAGAUGCGGGAAGCUCAUUUAAAUUUGUUUUCUUAUGUGGUAAUUCCACAAAUGGAUAUGAUGAUGCUUUAAAGGAAGUUGCUUCUCGUCUUGGACUUCUCCAUGGCUCUGUAAGGCAUUAUGGGUUCGAUACUGAUGUGAACAAUGUGUUAUUAAUGGCUGAUAUUGCUCUCUAUGGUUCCGACCAAGAUGUACAGGGUUUUCCUCCUUUGCUUAUCCGAGCCAUGACCUUUGAAAUCCCUGUUAUUGCACCUGAUUUUCCCAUCUUGAAAAAAUAUAUUGUUGAUGGAGUCCAUGGGUUAUUUUUUCCAAAACAUAACCCUGAUGCUUUGAUGAGGGCUUUCUCACUCCUGAUUUCAAAUGGAAAACUCUCCAAGUUUGCUCAAGCAGUUGCUUCCUCCGGAAGACUGCUUGCUAGGAACAUGCUGGCAUCAGAAUGCAUAACUGGUUAUGCGAGGGUACUGGAAAAUGUACUCAAUUUCUCAUCAGAUGCCAUGCUUCCAGGUCCUAUUUCUCAACUUCAGCAGGGAUCAUGGGAGUGGAAUUUGUUCAGGGUGGAAAUACAAGCGAGAACUGGUGAGAUGCAAGACAUUGAUGAGAAGGCUACUUUCUUGAGAAAGUUUAGUGUUGUUGAUGCUCUUGAAGACGAGUUUACCAAUUUUGUUCAUUCAACAAACGUCUCUGAGAAUGGAACUGAGAUUCUGUCACUGGAUAUCCCAACUAAACAAGAUUGGGAUGUUUUGAGCGAAGUAGAAAGUACUGAAGAAUAUGAGAAGUUAGAAAUGGAGGAGCUUGAAGAAAGAAUGGAGAGAAACCUUGGUGAUUGGGAUGAGAUUUAUCGUAAUGCUCGAAAAUCGGAAAAACUUAAGUUUGAAGCAAAUGAAAGGGAUGAGGGAGAGCUUGAGAGGACAGGCCAGCCAGUGUGCAUUUAUGAGAUUUACAGUGGAGCUGGGUCCUGGCCAUUCUUGCACCAUGGUUCUUUGUACCGUGGUUUAAGUCUUUCCUCAAGAGCACGGAGGUUGAGGGCAGAUGAUGUUGAUGGAGUUGGGCGGCUUCCCAUUUUGAAUGAUUCUUACUAUCGGGAUAUUCUGUGUGAGAUUGGGGGGAUGUUCUCUAUUGCCAAUAGGGUGGAUAACAUUCAUGGAAGACCUUGGAUUGGGUUUCAAUCAUGGCGUGCUGCUGGUAGGAAGGCUUCCUUGUCCCCAAAGGCUGAAAAGGUUUUGGAAGACACAAUACAAGAGAACACUAAAGGAGAUGUAAUUUACUUUUGGGCGUGCUUGGACAUGGACGGAGUCACGGGAAGCAAUGAUGUGCUCACUUUUUGGUCCAAGUGUGACAUCUUAAAUGGAGGAAACUGCAGGUCUGGUUUUGAAGAUGCAUUCCGCAGGAUGUACGGAUUGUCACUGAAUGUAGAAGGUCUUCCACCCAUGCCAGAAGAUGGUGGUCUCUGGUCUACUCUGCACAGUUGGGUGAUGCCAACCCCUUCCUUUCUGGAGUUCGUAAUGUUCUCCCGGAUGUUUGUUGAUUCUCUUGAUGCCUUACACACCAAUUCUAGUAAAAUCAAUAUGUGCUUGCUGGGAUCCUCAGAGCUUGAGAAAAAGCACUGUUACUGUCGGUUAUUGGAACUCCUGGUUAAUGUUUGGGCUUAUCAUAGUGCUCGGAAAAUGGUUUACAUGGAUCCGCACACCGGUUCACUGAAAGAGCAACACCCAAUCGAACACCGCAAGGGAUUCAUGUGGGCAAAAUACUUUAAUUUUACGUUGUUGAAGAGUAUGGAUGAAGAUUUAGCUGAGGCUGCGGAUGACGAUGACCAUCCACACGAGAUGUGGUUGUGGCCAUUAACAGGGGAAGUGCAUUGGCAAGGGAUUUAUGAAAGGGAGAGAGAAGAAAGAUAUAGGCUGAAGAUGGACAAGAAGAGAAAAACAAAAGAGAAAUUGUUUGAUAGGAUGCGGCAUGGUUACAAGCAGAAGUCACUUGGAGGAUAGGAAGCAUAUAAAAUCUGAACCCUUGGAUUCUAAUUCUGGAACUUUCGACUCCUAACACGGUUACUGAACCAAAUUUUCUCAACUCGGGAGUCGGGAAAUGCUCUUGCAGCUUGAGGAGAAGCUUAAUUCUUUCUAACAGCAUCGAGAACCACAAUUGUUUUUGCUAGAAUGGAUGGGAGAGCUUCAAUACAGCCGUCAAUAUCAAAAAGUAUUUGCAAGUUGAGGAAAGGAAAAAGAUUGCUACUUCAUGUUGGGUUACUUGAGAGAUGGAUGGUGAUAGUCAUUUUGAUUUUCCUCUUCCUCUUAUAUAUACAUUGAUUGUGUAUCACUGUGAAUCGUGCAUUAUUAACGAACCUUUAUUCA
Corylus avellana is the source of this 3636-nucleotide messenger RNA. Lineage: Eukaryota; Viridiplantae; Streptophyta; Magnoliopsida; Fagales; Betulaceae. The record is from RefSeq and is a predicted model, not a curated record.